This is a messenger RNA of Tetrapisispora phaffii CBS 4417, 1617 nucleotides long. RefSeq names its product guanine nucleotide exchange factor VPS9 (gene VPS9). Gene Ontology annotation, cellular component: cytosol; endocytic vesicle. Gene Ontology annotation, molecular function: guanyl-nucleotide exchange factor activity; ubiquitin binding; small GTPase binding. NCBI's taxonomy places the organism in Eukaryota, Fungi, Ascomycota, Saccharomycetes, Saccharomycetales, Saccharomycetaceae. Gene Ontology annotation, biological process: vesicle-mediated transport. The record is from RefSeq and is a predicted model, not a curated record. The transcript has a single exon. Bases 1 to 1617 code for a protein of 538 amino acids.
AUGAGUUUUAAAGACAAUAUCCUUAAUGAGUUUGAUCCUCUUGCAAACAACAAUAAUGCUAGUCGUUCUUCUGACUCAGCUAGUAACAUUAAUGAACCUCACAAAGAAUCUAUUGAUGAUGAAAACAAGAAAACUAAUGAUGGCGGUCAUAUAAAACCUGUUGUAAAUAAAAAUAAUGUUAAAAAUACAAAUAAAGAUGAUAUAAACAUAUUAUCUGAUAUACCAGCAAUAAAUGCCGAAAGAGAAACAGAAACGGUAGUGUCGAAUAAUUUAAAAGAAAAACAUCAAUAUGGUGACAAUGACCGUGUAAACAAUGCUGAUCAUCUUCCAGUUGCUCAAAUUAACGAAACAAAGGAGGAAAUUGAUUCAAAUGAUAAUUACUAUGAUUUUCAAGAAUUUUUAGAGCAAUUCAAAAAACCGACUGCUGAACCUUUGGUGAAAUACACAAGAUCUUUUUUACAUAAUUUUUUAACUCAACGUUCAAUUUGGACAACGAAAGAACAAACAAAAUUAAUAAAUGAUUUCAAAGUGUUCAUUUUCGAUAAAUUUCUAAUCUAUGAACCUUUUAAAUCUAUGGAUAAGACAUCUUUGAAUAAUGCACAAGAAGGCAUUGAAAAAUUAAUUAUGGGUAAACUUUAUAACAAUUGUUAUUCACCUAAUUUGAAAAAGCUUUUAAAAAAUAAAUUAAUAAAAUUGGAUGAUGGACAUGAGCAGGAUCUGGAAGAUGAUCUAUUAAUAAAAAGAAAAUUUUCAGAAUUUGGCUUCAUUAAACCUACCUAUUUAGAUAUUUCCUUUAAGGAUGCUAAUAAGAAAAGUAACAUUAUCAUUGAUCGAUUCAUUAACAUUUCUGGCCAAGAACUUGACAAAAUAAAUAAAUUUAAGUCCCCAAGGGAUAAAAUUGUUUGCAUAUUAAAUUCAUGUAAAGUAAUUUUUAGUAUAUUAAAGCACAAUAAAUUAGAACAAAAUGGUGCAGAUUCAUUCAUACCUUUCUUAAUUUAUAGUCUACUGAAAAAUAAGAUUAUGAAUUUACCGUCAAAUUUGAAUUAUAUUGAAAGGUUUAGACAUGAAAAGUUCAUUAAAGGUGAAGCUUCGUAUUACUUCAGCAGCUUACAAGCUGCUGUAAAUUUUAUUAUGAAUAUGGACAAAUCUUCUUUAACUAUUGAUAAUGAAGAAGAGUUUGAUAAGUUGUAUCAAGAUAAUCAAGUGAAAUUAAAAUUAAUGACUGAAGAAAUUGAAAAAGAAAAAGAGCAUGUUGAAAAGGUUAGGUCACGUCAUAUUUCCCAAACAUCUCCAAGUGAGUAUAUAACAAAGCCGCUCGAUGAAGCUGCUAAUGCACUGGCAUUCAAAUUUAAUGAUCUCAUAUCUACUUUCUCUGAUCCAAUGCACACUCAUAAUACUGAGGUAAGUGAAAUUUCUGUCGAAAAUGCUAAUUCAGAAGAAUCGGAUGAUUUGGAUUAUAUUGUUGGAAUGAUAAAUGAUAAAGAAAAUAGACAUAUAUUAAAAAAUCUAACGUCAAUGUUUCCAGACAUGUUGCCAGAAAUUAUUGAAGACAUAUGUCUAGCUAAAAAAUAUAAUCUCGGCGAAUGUGUUGAUGCAUUAUUGUCAUUAUCAGAUUGA